AUGAAAUCCAUCCUCUCCCUUACCGCUCUCCAGCUGCUGGCCAGCUCCUCCUUGGCUCUCCCACUGGCGGACAGGGACAUCCCCUGGCACAUCACCGUGCCCAAGAACCUGACCCCGGGUCUAUCCAAGCGCCAAUCCCUGCCCACAACCUGGGACCCCCCCUCCAACCUCGUGACUCCGCUCGAAGAAGUCUGGCAGCAUCAACUCGACACCUACAGCGACGCCCUCGGGUUCCAGAACUACGGCUACGACCAAGUGAUCGCCGGCGGCGGGAAGAUCAACUACUGCGUGCGCUGGGAAUCCAGCCAGACGCUCACUGCCGCACAGCGGGACCAGAUCGCGGCGGCAGCCAGUCGCUCGUACAACAAGUGGAUUUCCGGUCUUGCGGGCUUCGACGGGUGGCCGUAUGACACCGUUGAGGUGAAUGUCGUCGGGUAUGCGGUUUCCGAUGCGUCGCUUUUGGAGGGCGAUACCACCGGCCUCGACAUUUAUACUACGACUGAUGCCGAUGGCAUUCCGGAGUGUGAUCCGGCUUGCGGACGGUUUUUCCAUCAGGAUGGGGAUUAUAGCGGGUGUGCGGCUGGGGCUGAUCGUCAUUAUGACGAGAGCCUGUGGCUCACUGAUGGCUUCAGUGGCGGUACCGGUGGCGACUGGGGUCAACGCAUGGGGCGGGAGUACUUUAUGGAGGCUGUCGAGUCGGAGAACAUCCACAUCUACCUGCACGAGAUUGGACACACCUUUGCAUUGGAUGACUUCUACGACUGGACCCCCACCGGCGUAACCAACUUCAUCAUGCUCGCUGGCUCCGCGACCGAAAUCACCGAGUUCGACUACUGGAUGGUCCGCGACUGGUGGCGCAACCUGAAGGACCGAUACGAUCUGUCCAACACCGGCUCCUCAACAUCCCCUGCAGAGUCUUCAGCCGCGUCUUCGUCCUCGGCCACCGCCGCGCCCACCACGCUGGUCCCCGUCCCGACUCCGACUUCCUCGUCUCUGACUACCCUGCUGCCGACCAUCUCGGCCCCGGCUAUCCCCACCCAGGUUGCUCCCCUGCCUGGGGCUGAGACUUCGUCUGUCCCUGUCGCCCCGGUGCCGACCCCUUCAGGUACAGCAGCUCCUCAGCCUUCCGCUACGACCACCAAGAAGCCUUGCUCGCGCCCGACUUCGCUUCCUUCGUGGGGCAACAAUGGCUGGGGUGAGCACAAGUGGCAGGCACACCCCUGGGCGAACAAGCGUGCUUGA
Molecule: messenger RNA, 1242 nt
Organism: Aspergillus calidoustus
Lineage: Eukaryota; Fungi; Ascomycota; Eurotiomycetes; Eurotiales; Aspergillaceae
Source: the annotation of a GenBank genome assembly